AUGUAUUUAUCAUUAUUAAUAGAUAAACAAUUAAAUUUAACAUUUAAAACACGUUUACUUGAUUUAUUACCAUUUUUUGCAUCACUUGAUACAGAUGAAGAUUUAAAAGAAGAUAAACGAAAAAAAUGGUCCGAUGAUUUUUCUCGUACAUUACAUACAUUUACAGCUGAUUGUUUUCCAUUAAAAAGUACAGAAUUUCAUAAAGGUACACAAGAAUAUCAUGAUUAUCAAGGUGCAAUAAGAAAAAUUUUAUCAGCACUUGAAUUAUCAUCAUCAUUUAUAUUAUUUGAAUUAUUAAUAUGGAUGUUAUGUUGUGAACAAAAUCAUAUAUUUGAAGAUGAAAUACUAUCAUCAAUAAAUCGUUUUAUAAUUAAAUUAAAUGAUCAUAAUAAACAAAUGAAUUUACUUGAUUAUAUUUAUUCAAUAUUAUUUGGAAAAAAUAUAUUAUUUCGUAUUGAACAUCGUUUAAAUGCAUUAGAAAAAUUUAUAUUAAAAAUGUUAACAUCAGUUAAAAAAACAACAUUAAUUGAAUUUUAUAAAAAAUAUAUAUCAUCAUUUGUUAUUGAACAACUUGAUAUUAAAAUUGAUUUAACAUUAACAACAACAAUAACAUCAAUAUUAAUUAAUAAAAUUUGUACAUAUCGUUUUAUUGAUUAUAUGUAUACAAUAUUAAAUAAAGAUGAUGUUUUUGGAUUAAAUUCUUCAAUUGCAAAAAUUUUUUAUGAAACAGUUAAAAAACAAGAAGAAGCAAGAAAAUUAUUAAAUGUUGAAAUGCCAAUAACAGCUAUUAAAAUAGGUUCAACUAUGGAUGGAAAAGAAUUAACAAAAUAUGUUAUUGCACGUGCACGUGCACAAUUUAUUGAUGGAAAAAUAAUUAAAUCAAUGGAAACAAUAUUAACUAAUGUAACAACAAUAGAAAAAGAAAUGAAAAUGAAUUUAAUUCGUUCAUUAGCAAUGAGUUCAUUCAAUUGUCUUAUUUCAAUAUUAAUUUGUACACAAACAGAAGCUAAACUUUAUAAAGCUUUUAUUUUUGAUGCCAAUGUAUCAAAGAUCAUAAAUACACAUUUUCCUCUUGAACUUGAACGAUAUUAUAAAAAGGACAAACGUACAUUAUUAAACAUUCUGUGUAAAAAAAUUCUUACAAUAUCAAAUUCUGAUAAUCAAUUACGUCGACAAUACAACGUUAUUUACCAUCUCAAUAUUUAUUUGGUAGUAUGUCUAACUGAUGAAUUAGCUGUAUUUGAUUUUACUUCAACUGCUGUAUGUCAACAACAAAAUGAUUUACAUAAAAUUCAAUCAAAUUCUCUUACAGAAAAUUCUUUUCCUGAAAUUUCAUUUCAUACGCAAGGUGAUGAUAGACCAACAUUAAUCGAAGGUACAGAUAAUGAAUUAGAAACAAAUUUUAUUGAUAUAGAAAUAGAUGAACUUAAUCGUCAUUCAUGUAUGAUACCAAUGAUUUGUUUGCUUAAACAUAUGGAAACUAAUCGUAUUAAAUCAUUUACUAUAAAUUUUCAAAAUGAAAUGCCACCUUGA
Molecule: messenger RNA, 1533 nt
Organism: Rotaria sp. Silwood2
Lineage: Eukaryota; Metazoa; Rotifera; Eurotatoria; Philodinida; Philodinidae
Source: the annotation of a GenBank genome assembly